GCAGGAGCAGCAGCGUCGUUGCUACCUUCAGUGCAUGAAUGAGAAGAUGUCAAGAGUGUCUGUCAGAAAGGUGUCGUUCGGUGAUAAACUAGUAGUGAAAAAACAUGUAUCCGUUGUGAAUAUGCUCGUGAGUUGCAGUAGUUUAUUAUGUCUCGCCCAGCGUCGUCGUCUGGACAGUGAUUAGUAGUAGUGUUGUUACAUAAUAGGAAUUACGAGAGAAUCAUUAAGCGCGGAAAAGAGAGCCGAGGAAGGCCCGGAGCAGCGGCGUCGUCUCCGAAAUUGGAAAUUUCAGGGGUGCAAACGGAAAUAUUUUUUGCAGACGAAAGAAACACCCCGAAAUGGCAGGUCGGAACAGGCCCUUGCAGCACAAGAACCUGGGCCAGAUCCUGUCCAAGUUCUACAGCUUCACAGACUCCUGCACCCACACCAAGUACGCUACGGACAAGAAGACAUUGGACAAAACCUGGAAGCUGAUGGACAAGGUGGUUAAGCUGUGCCAGCAGCAAAAGAUGAACCUGAAGAACUCACCUCCCUUCAUACUGGACAUCUUACCGGACACCUAUCAACGGCUGAAGCUCAUCUACUCCAGAUACGAGCACAACAUGGCUGAGCUGCACACAAACGAACACUUCAACAUAUUUAUAUUUAACUUAAUGCGGAAAUGCAAGCAAGCCAUAAAGCUGUUCAAGGAGGGCAAGGAUAAGAUGUUCGAUGAGAACUCUCAUUACAGGAGGAAUCUGACCAAGCUGAGCUUAGUAUUUAGUCACAUGUUGAGUGAACUGAAAGCUCUGUUUCCGAAUGGUCCUUUUGCUGGGGACCAGUUUCGCAUCACCAAGUCAGAUGCAGCAGAAUUCUGGAAAUCUAACUUUGGUAACAGUACUUUAGUGCCAUGGAAGUAUUUUAGACAGGAGCUGAACAAGGUGCAUCCGAUCAGCACGGGAUUGGAGGCGAUGGCUUUGAAGUCGACAAUAGACCUGACGUGCAACGAUUACAUAUCAAAUUUCGAGUUCGACGUGUUCACCAGGUUGUUCCAGCCAUGGGCGACGCUGCUUCGAAAUUGGAAGAUAUUGGCGGUGACGCAUCCGGGUUACGUGGCAUUCCUUACGUACGACGAGGUCAAAGCCCGACUGCAGAGGUACAUAAAUAAAGCGGGCAGCUACGUCUUCCGGCUGUCCUGCACGAGAUUAGGCCAAUGGGCCAUCGGAUACGUGACCGCAGAUGGGGAGAUCCUGCAGACCAUCCCCCAGAACAAGAGUCUGAUACAGGCGCUGCUGGACGGAUACCGGGAAGGAUUUUACCAAUACCCGGACGGUCGUUCCAACAACCCCGAACUCUCCUGGGCUGUCCAGCCAACACCUGAGGACCACAUCGCCGUCACGCAGGAGCAGUACGAGCUCUACUGCGAGAUGGGUAGCACCUUCCAGCUGUGCAAGAUCUGCGCCGAAAACGACAAAGACGUGAGGAUAGAACCUUGCGGGCAUCUACUCUGCACCCCGUGCCUCACCUCCUGGCAAAUCGAUUCCGAGGGUCAAGGCUGUCCGUUCUGCAGGGCAGAGAUCAAAGGGACCGAGCAGAUCGUCGUCGAUCCAUUCGACCCAAAGAAGUCGCACAAUCGGCCCAAGGGCAGCGCGAUGAGCAGCCCGAACGCCGGCAACUUCGACGACGAAGAUUUGGAACUCGAGGAGACUGGUGAAUUGUGGAGCUGCGGUGGCAGCAGCUUUCCAUCACUGUCACCAUCUUCAGACGUCACGGCCUCGAUAAGUCCGAUGAUCUCGCCGAAGAAUAGCCCUCGCGUGAUCAGGAGGAGCACCACGCCGACGAUAACGAUACCGGGAAGCAUACCGCCACCUCUGCCGCCGAGGAAGAACUCGCCGACGCUGGAGCAGGUGACGAUAGCGUCGGGGUCGAGGAACGGAAGCGCGAAACCGGUGAAGACGCUGAACGAGGCCCAAUCCGUGACGAACCUCUCGCAGCACAGCAACAUCGAAGUGCCUCAGAUAUCGAAGAGCAGUUCCAUGCAGGAGAUGCAUCGAUCCAUCGGGGAGUCGGAGCAGCAUCAGCAGCCGCCGCACGUCGUGGAGUUGAGCACUCCGGAGACGAUCUGCGGGUUCGUCAGUUCGACGACGUGCGUCUACAAUAUUCCCGUGAAGCCGCAGACGCGACACCAGAGUUAUCCAACCAAGACGAAACCGUCUUCGUGCAACAAUCCUCCCGUCAAGUCGAGCACCACGCCGAACCUGGGGAGCGCCGCCGAAGAGGAUCGUCACCUCUACGAGAACAUGAACAUCGAGGCGGUCGUGCCGCCUCCACCCAAAGCCAAAUUCAAUCCCCUCAACGCCAAAGACGUCUACUACGAGAACCUAAAUAUAGACUACAUCAAGAAACUAGUGAGCGAAGGCUACUCCAAGGAGGCAGUCAUCAAAGCUCUGGGCAUUACCAAGAACAACAUCGACAUGGCUUGUGAUAUACUACACGAAUUCGGCACGAAGCACGGAUAGCACAGAGACUAUAAGUGAAACGACUAGAAGGCAACAGAAAAUUAUAGUAAUAAAAAAGAAAGAUGAUGAAGAAGAAGAGGGAAGCGAGAGCAUAGAAAAGUAAUAUUUUUAUAUUAAAAAAAAUCGUAGAUGAUGAUGAAGAGAAGAGAAGCAGAAGAAGAGUAGUAGCGUGGCUGAGUUGAUUUUAAAAACAUAUUUUUUUAUUUCACCGAAAUCAUCAUCCCUCGCGUCAUUGUCAAGAAAAUAAUACUUGAUCACCUUUUUUCUGUCCAACCCCACCGAGUGCCAAAGACGAGACACCUCUCCGGCCAAACCCGCAAACAAAACAAGAGAAGAUUUCAUUAGUUGAAGGAAAACGCAGAGGUGGCCAUGAUACAUUUGUAAUAAUAAGAGAUGAUAUGUUAUUACACAGGCAACAACAUAAUAAUAAUAAUAACAUACGCAAUUUACAUUCCAUAAUUUAAACAAAACUAAAUAUAUAUAUUAUAUAUAUAAACAACUGAGAUUAAGCGAGAAUUAGAUUUCUCGAAAAGAAAAGAAGGUAUAUAAGUAAUAUACAGCGAGUCUCCAAAGAAAAUUACAUUUAACGACACUUAUUGGUUGAUUUGCUUAAACGAAUUCAUAACAGUUUUCUUAAUAUCACUUCAAUCAAACGUUUGCUUGGAAAUCGGUAAUUGUAUUUAACUUCUUCGAGAUAUGCCCUGUAUUGUGUAUAUCGAAUCAAAAAGAUAACAAGAAAAUAAGUAAAACAAACAAACAGCAACGUUAUAUAUUUUCUAAAUGAUACAACAUGUCGAGAGUCUGAACAGUCAGUAUUGUGUAUUUCAUGCAGAAUUAUUGUUAUUAUAUUUUUUAAUCUGUUUUUUUUUUGUUUCUUAAAUUUGCACCGGACUUGCGAGCUUUCCUUGGAAGAAUCACUUGGGUCCUUCGAUCGCGAAACGCAGGCCUUAAUGAUAGUGUGUAGUUUGAAUAAGCGUGGAACCGUACGAAGGGCCGUUUCUUUUUUCGCAAUUUGUGUUUGUUGUCAAUAAUAUUGUCUCCUGCGAAUGGGAAUUUUAGUGCCUUACCAAUUCAUCGAGUCAUCAUCAUAACAUUUGGUUAACGAAAGCAAAACCUGUACGAACUAACAAAGACAUUCAAUUUUUAUUCACGAACAUCGUAACAUUGCCUUACGAAGACGAUUGUAAAGUUUCAUUAAUAUGUGAGCUUCGAGCGAGUUACCACAAGAGCAAUUUAAUAUUUAGGUGCAACAACUAAUAGUACAAAGACAAGUAAUAUUAUUAAAAAAAUAAAUAAAAAGUUAUGUGCAAACAUGUAACAAUUGAUACGAUUAAAAGAAUAAGCUGAAGAAAAAAAAAACAGUUUUAUUUUAACUCGUGUAUAAUAUAAAUUCAUCGCAGUUAACUUUGAUGAGUAUAA
Molecule: messenger RNA, 3917 nt
Organism: Nicrophorus vespilloides
Lineage: Eukaryota; Metazoa; Arthropoda; Insecta; Coleoptera; Silphidae
Gene: Cbl
Product: E3 ubiquitin-protein ligase CBL
Exons: 7
Coding region: 339-2498 (719 amino acids)
Biological process (GO): negative regulation of epidermal growth factor-activated receptor activity; cell surface receptor signaling pathway
Cellular component (GO): plasma membrane; membrane raft
Molecular function (GO): calcium ion binding; receptor tyrosine kinase binding; phosphotyrosine residue binding
Source: RefSeq, a predicted model, not a curated record